GGUAGACCAAUCAGGAGCGUGCGGCGUGCAGGAGCUCGCACGUGGAGGAGGUGGGAGAAGUCGCUGCGGUCUCCCAGCUCCUGGGAUGGCGAUGGCGGGGUUCCUGCAGCGGGUCGCCUCGUCCCUCCUCUGCGUGGAAGCAAGGCUCCUGCAGAUGCUCGGGCUUCACCACCCACCCGCUCCGGUGCUCGUGUUUCCCGCGCUGUCCGGCCUGGAGCAAGACUCGGAACCGGCGAUCUCGUUCCUCGAUGACCCCUUCCUGUGGAUGGCAGCGCCCAAGAACCGCCGCACCAUCGAGCGCAACCGCGAUCGGCGCCGCAACCCUCAGAAGAUGAUCAAGUUCAGGACCAACGUGGACAUGUGCCCCGAGUGCGGGAAUCUGAAGCUGAAGCACGUGCUCUGCGGAUUCUGCUACGAUCGCGUGAUGGAUGAGACACGUAAAAUCCGUGCGCUCAUGGCAGCACAGGAGGGUGGGCCACUCCGUGCACCUGCCAUGGAGACGGUGGUGGUGUACGAGGGCGAGAACACCUCGGAGACUGACGCUGGGAAGCGAAUCCUGGAAACCAAGCGCAAGCGUCCUAAUUGGUUUACAAUGCACUGAGCGGGCAACACAAGGGUGGAUAGAUGGUCAUAGCUCAAGGCAGGCGUUUUGAAUUUUUUUAAAAAUUCUUUAUUCUGCAAUGGGCGGCAGGAGUGUUGGGUCGGAUGGGAAUCAGUGGAGGAGUGUGGUUGGCGUGGGCCCUAGUGCAAUUAUGUCCCUGUCUAAGUUUCACCGUCAAAGCCCAUCACCCCUUGAGCAGUUGUACCACCUCCAUACUUGACUGCUAUGCCAGUUGUGGUAACUACUGCCCUUUAAAGAAACCAUCUCACCAGUUGGGACUUGUAUCUGCCACAAAAUAACAGCUGGUGAUUUGCAGUUUGGGUGUGAUAGAUGCCAGGACAUAAAUUCAUGCCAAAUCUGCAAUUGUCUUGUGUGAGACUGUAAGAGGAUGUGAUGUGUUUUUUAUACCGAUGCUUUAAAGUUGGUGAUAUGUAUAAAUAUUAUACAGUAAACUAAACAAAUAUCCACA
Messenger RNA from Petromyzon marinus (sea lamprey), 1070 nucleotides. It is a transcript of the gene MRPL32, whose product is annotated as mitochondrial ribosomal protein L32. The record is from RefSeq and is a predicted model, not a curated record. NCBI's taxonomy places the organism in Eukaryota, Metazoa, Chordata, Hyperoartia, Petromyzontiformes, Petromyzontidae. Gene Ontology annotation, molecular function: structural constituent of ribosome. Gene Ontology annotation, biological process: translation. Gene Ontology annotation, cellular component: mitochondrial large ribosomal subunit.